AUGGGAGGUUCCGUGUCAGCCUGUGCUGUUGUAAAGAACGACAUGGUAGAGGACCCCUCUCCGUCUUCGUUUUCUCCUUCUUCUCCAACAAAAAAACGAAAGAGCAACCCAACAUUUCAAGACUCUAGGUCGCCUUCAAGGAAAGACAACAUCAAACAAGAAAAAGAUAAGUCUGCGUAUGCAGCUUCGGGCUCGUUAGAAGCCAAACGUCCAACUCCUCUCAAUCUAGAACACCCAAAUAAUCGAUCGAUUCAAGGUGAUGUCAAAUGCAAUGGUUCCUCAACAUCUUCAAAACCUUUUAUUUCUUCCAACAACAACAACAGCGUGAGAAACUCGCUAGAUUUCUCAGUAAUUUCAACCGCCUCCACGACCUCCACCACUGUAGAUAAUAUCCCAAAUGAUGACAUCACACCUCUGAUUUCCACCAAGAAUAGCAAUCAACAACAAGUGACAUAUUCAUCAUCAAGCGCUUCCCUAACGAGCACAGCUUCCAAUCAAGCCAGAAGUAGAAACAGGCCGCAUUAUCUCAGCAACUUGAGCAGUCCAGUGACAAAAACUCCAGUGUCUAACUUUGGAUCCCUAAAUGGAUCGCUUACUGUUCCUCAAAAAGAAACAAGGAACAAGAGUGAAAAUGCUAUUAACUUACGACCUUCUGAACUUAAAGUUGAGCCAGUCCCUCGAGGGAAGAGCGAUCAAAAUAUACCAACUGUUCCCCACUCCGUUAAAUCUCCUAGAACUAACAAGCUGUCAUCUCCUAGAAACAACAAGAUUACGUCUCCAGGAGAGAACGUUCUUGUCGACAAAAAAUUAUCUCACCCCACAACUACUUCGAAGCUCUCCAACGAUCCGAUGGUUGAGUUGCGGAAGCAACUAGAAGAUUCUGUUUUCAAAUUUAAUUCAAGACUUACCAAUAAUGACAAGCUACUCCUACCCAAUAACAUUAAGAGAAGACAUUCCUUGUUUGCUGGUACGCCCAACUCGCCGAGUCUGUUACAUGAAAUCAAACAAAACGAAAAAACAGAACCCACUUCGACACCUUCCAACUUUCUUUUUAACCCUAAUUUCACUUUUGGAGCAACACUUAACGCACCAGAAAAAGAGCGACGUCAUUCUGAGUUUUUAGGAAUGGAAAAACAAAAAUCGUUUGAACCUAUCACUCCUCCCCCUCAACCUACUUCCAUGCUCCAAGUGAAAACGGCUCCAAGACGAAGAAUGAGUAUUGCUGGAGCCACUCCAUCUCAUCAUGUUGAAAUGACAACAACAGCCCAACAUGGAAGAGAUGUUCACGGAAGGAAAACAAUCAACCAAUAUACAAUUAUCAAAAAGCUUGGAAAGGGAUCAUUUGGAUCUGUUAAACUUGGAAAGAGUGCAAAAAAUGGAGAGCUAGUUGCAAUUAAGGUUAUUAACAAAUCCUUAAUUAACAACAUCAAGCGAAAAUACAAGGCUCCUGGACAGCAGCAAAACAGUCAAAUUAACAAAAUCAAACAUGAAAUUGCAAUUUUGAAAAAGCUUGAUCACCCAAACAUUGUUCGUCUGUUAGAGGUCAUUGAUGAUCCUAUGAAUGACAAAAUAUGUUUGGUGUUUGAAUACAUAGAUGGAGGAGAGUUAAUGAAACUGAAUGAUGACGGAAUUUUAGAAUCUGGUCAAAAGCCAUUUUCUGAAGAUGAGGCUAGAUUCUAUUUUAGACAACUUUUAAACGGGCUGGAAUAUCUUCAUCACAACAGAGUUGUACAUAGAGACAUCAAGCCAUCAAAUAUUCUUCUCACAAAGUCUAGAGAGGUAAAACUGUCGGAUUUUGGAGUAAGCAAAUUGUUGGAGGACGAUGAAGAAGAUUCACUUGACGACUCGCAAGGCACUCCUGCGUUUUUGCCUCCUGAAGCGUGCUACAAGGGGAAAAUACAAGGAAAGUUGGCAGAUAUUUGGGCCCUUGGUGUCACAUUAUACUGUAUGGUUUUUGGAACUCUUCCUUUCAAAUCUGAUGAAGCCGGGGCAUCAAAACUGUUAUAUCUAUAUUAUGUGAUUCAACAUGAAGAACCUCACAUUCCAGAAACAGCAAGCAAGGAGCUAAAAGAUAUAAUUUCAAGAAUGCUAGAUAAAAAUCCGAAAACCAGAAUUACAAUGGACGAACUCCAAGAACAUCCAUGGGUGACAAUGGACGAGCCUUCAAGUCACAAUACCGCAGAAAAUCCUGGCUUCAUGGUUAAAUAUCAGUCCAACAUGCUUGGAGUACAAGCCCCAAUGAUGGGAGAUGAAAUUCGAAGUUACAAACACCAUACACAGCUCAGAAAAAUGCACUCCACUCGAAGAGUUGUGGUUGAUUCUCAAGACAUUGACAAUGCUCUUUCUGCUAAGGAAUAUUCUCCAGAUAAUCUCAAACGUGGUAAUUCAAAAACGAAAAUCAAAAGAGCAGAUUCAAAGCAAGGAGAAGAAAAGAUAUCCCUUAUUCGUAGACGAAGCAGCAGAAUGUUUUCUAUCGAAAUCAAUUCGCCUGAAAACGAGGUGGUGGCUGUCAUUGAUAAUGCUGUGAAUAUCAACAAAGAAUAA
Molecule: messenger RNA, 2544 nt
Organism: Naegleria lovaniensis
Lineage: Eukaryota; Heterolobosea; Eutetramitea; Acrasida; Naegleriidae
Exons: 1
Coding region: 1-2544 (847 amino acids)
Biological process (GO): protein phosphorylation; intracellular signal transduction
Cellular component (GO): cytoplasm
Molecular function (GO): protein serine/threonine kinase activity; ATP binding
Source: RefSeq, a predicted model, not a curated record